AUUUAUUACAGUGACAUAAAAAUGCUACCAAAUACUACAGAAAAUGUGUCUUAUCAGCCAAAUGGGUAUAAUUCGUUUGGAAACAAUCAACUCCCAGCUAAUUCUCAAACUCGAAAUUAUAACAAUGGAGAUUCAUAUCAGAACCACGUAGUGCAGCCUUCGAAUAAUCGAAUUCACAGAAUAUCACAGCCCAAGGCUGGAUCUCCAAGUGCCCAGGAAAGAUACGACCCUUUUAUUAAAGCUCCUGCCCUUAACAACGCCAGCCUCAGGAAAAGCAGAGAACACAACGGAGUCACUUCUGCUCCUAAAUCUCAAGAGAGAUACAGGCCCAGACAAAACGAGUCCAAUGCAAACGAGUAUAACGACGGAGGCCAAGCAGCCAGAGGCCACAAGCCAAACUCCAAAUCCAUGAGCGCGAGGCAGGGCCACACUCGCAACGGCUCGGCCACAGUCGGAGCUCCGAACGGUGCUCAGAACGGCGCUCUGAACAACAGCCUGAACAACAGCUACAACUUGCGGCCGAUGCCAGUGCACGAGCGAGAGAACGUCUUCAACGAGUGGGGCGCAGUCAUCAAGCACCAGGACGAGAUCGACCAGGAGCUGAAACGGCUGCAACAGGCCAAGCACCGUGAGCGGCAGAAAAGCUACAAAAUGCAGCUUGACCAGCAGUACCGGGAGUAUCUCGACAAGAAGAAGGGUGCAGUGUCUGAGCAGGCACAGAAGGAAGACCAGAUGCUCAAGGCCUACCAGAAGGACCUUGAUGAUAAAAACCGCAAAGAGGACGAGAAGCGGAGCCAACUGGUCAACAACGCUAAGACAGCAGCUUUUGAGUCCAUGAACGAGAUGAGCAUAAUCAAAUAAACAACAACAGCAAAUGAGAGAUAUGGAGAGGCAAAUGUAUCACGAUAAAAUGAAGAUGCAGGAACAGAUUGACACCCAAAAACGUCUUGAACAAAAAGAAAAAUACAAGACUGACCAAGCUAAUUAUUCUAAAAUUCUUGCUCUUCAGCAUAAAUCCAGACUUGACCAAGCUAAUUAUGAAAAAGUUGCUGACAGACAAUUUUCAGAAGCUGAAAGAUUGAAGUUAAACAAAGAGGAAGAAGAUAGGAAUCGUUUCUUCCAAAAAUUGCAUCAAAUCCAAGAACGAAACGACUUUAAACAAAAGAAGUUACAAGAAUAUAUGGAGCAAGAUCCGAAAGAACUCCGAAGCAAACAAGAUGAGAAGAAUUAUCUUAAGAAUCUUGAGAUUGCCGAGAAAAAUGGCAUCAUGAAGGAUCAUGAAGAGAAGAACAAGAAACAGAAGGAUCAGAUCUCUAACUAUAACUCCCUCGCCCAGCAGCUUAAGGAGCGGGAGUUUCACCAGCAAAAUUUGCAAAUGCAGGAAAGAGCAAUCGCUCAGCAUUAUAACCAGGAGGCUGAUAAAUAUAGACAAGAGAUGGCUGAUGAUAGAAGGAAGAAGGAACUAGCCAAAGCUGAUUAUUAUAAGGCCCUUACUAGCCAGAUCUCUGAGAACAAGAAAAGGAAGCAAUACUCUGUCCUGAUGACUGAGCAUGAGAGAAGAGUAAAUGAUCGUGACAUUAAAGCAUAUGAGCACCAAGAUACUUAUAACUUAUACUCUAAAGUCCCAGGGUUUGGAGGUGAUAAUAGACUCGAAAAAUACAUUGAUAAGUCAAUGAAAAUGGAUGAUAAGAGUCAGAGCAGUCCGAUAAGAUCCCCCGAGCAUAAUAAGCUUGAUAUCUCCUCAGAGAAAGGAAGUCAUCUUGCCAAGAUGGGUAAGAUGUAUCUCAACCGUUCUGCUAAUAUCUUAGCAGAUGGAGAGGAAGAGCCUACCAGAGAUCCAGUUGAUCCAUAUAACCCAAAUAAACUUCAGAGGGUGCGUGAAAAUAUGGAGAAGGAAGAUGCGAUAAAAUACAGGGCUAACACUAUCAAUCGUGGUUAUGGCUUCGAUCAAAGGAUUAAACAGACCCCUCCUCAAUCAAAAAUAUUCCCUCAUAAGGAUAAGGCGAAUCCUUAUGAUUACAACUUUGUAGCGCCAGGGAACUACUAAGGUUAUGAAUUAUUCAAUUUUAUUGCAAUU
This is a messenger RNA of Moneuplotes crassus, 2077 nucleotides long. Lineage: Eukaryota; Ciliophora; Spirotrichea; Euplotida; Euplotidae. The record is from the annotation of a GenBank genome assembly.